AUGAACGAGCCUCCGUUUGCUCAAGAAGAUGAGCUCUAUCCAAAGCUCUACAUCUCGCAGAGUCCCCUGUCCAUCCACCGGCGGCCAGUCGCGACGACAUCCAAACCGGAGACAGCGAUAGACGGGCUUCCCGGCCAACCGCGAAUUGGCCUCCACGACAUCGAGCUGGCAUCGUAUCUCCAGGCAGAGUUAAUCACGGCAGACUUGAACAAACUGGCGCCCCAUCUCUGGCUGGUGGCAAAGCAAGACAGCGCUCACAUCUCGUCUCUCACGCAUCAGAUCGUCCGCGGCCGCCAGAUUAUCAUCACAGAGAAUCCCGGAUUGCACCUCGUGUGGAUUUACGACCGCGUGUAUAUCAAGCCCAUACCGAAAUAUCUCCUCUCCCAUGCGUUCUGGGGAUUCUAUCUCUGCGGCGUCGACUCGCCAAUCCGCCCAGACGCCCGCCAGCAGCUCGUUCAAGCGGCACUGGGCUUCCUGAGAUCCUAUUUCUAUCUCGUCCAGCACAAGUCGGAUUUCUCCAUUGCCACAAACGACGAUCAUCGCUUGAUACCAAAGAGCAUCUCCUACUCGGAGUUCGUCAGCUUCAUCAAGGCAUUUGAUGGGAAGAGGAUCGGAGACGACAUCGUGUCGCCGCGCUAUGCCUUUGGCGAGCUCAGACUAUCACGGCUGAACCUAUGCUCCAAGGUCUUCCUUCGACGGAUCUCGUAUCACAAGAUUCACGGACAGUAUGGCGAGCAUCUCGCGCAAUUCUACGGGCCAAUUCUCUUUAUCUUUGGGAUUUUCAGCGUGUUGCUAAGCGCAAUGCAAGUGGCACUUGCGGUGCAGGCCAUGGGCACAUCCAGCCGGUCAUGGCUGACCUUUGCCCAGGUCUCACGGUGGUUCUCAGUCUUUACGAUCAUUUGCUCCGCCAUCCUGGCCCUGGUUCCUGUUGUUUCUCUGCUUGUUCUUCUUACUCGCGAGACCGUGUUCGCCCUGACAAAGCUUUACGAAAAAAGGACGGCGUUGAAAGCUGCUGGCGAAAAGAGGCACGGAAAGUCGGUUGUUUAA
Messenger RNA from Uncinocarpus reesii 1704, 1047 nucleotides. RefSeq lists its product as uncharacterized. The coding region runs from base 1 to 1047 and encodes 348 amino acids. Lineage: Eukaryota; Fungi; Ascomycota; Eurotiomycetes; Onygenales; Onygenaceae. The record is from RefSeq and is a predicted model, not a curated record. The transcript has a single exon.